Messenger RNA from Trypanosoma rangeli, 456 nucleotides. RefSeq names its product cytochrome p450-like protein. Lineage: Eukaryota; Euglenozoa; Kinetoplastea; Trypanosomatida; Trypanosomatidae. The transcript has a single exon. Bases 1 to 456 code for a protein of 151 amino acids. The record is from RefSeq and is a predicted model, not a curated record. Gene Ontology annotation, molecular function: iron ion binding; oxidoreductase activity, acting on paired donors, with incorporation or reduction of molecular oxygen; monooxygenase activity.
AUGAUCUUUAGCAUUAUUCCUGAAGUGGCUUUUCAUGUCUCGGGGGAAGAUUCCGUCAUGGCUCUUAAUGCGUUUUUGGUCAUAACAAGGUUCAACAAAUUAAACGACCUCUGCCUCUACUACCGUACGGGGGCGCAAGAGGACGUGGAGGAGGUUUUGAUGAAGGUGAGUACUAUGCUUAUGCAGAGGGCACUUGAGUGUAGUGGGCCUCAACGGUGGGUGGUCCUGAAUGCAUUGAUAAAUAAACUCAAUGUGAAAUUUGACAAGGUGAACUUUAUUAGUCAUUUGGCUGCCUUCUUCUUUGAAGGGCAGGAUGCAACUGUUAAUGCGUUGCACUUUCUUUUUGCCCUUCUGACACGUGAUGAAAGAGUUCAGCAAUGUCUUUACGAAGAAAUUUUGUCUGUCAUGCCGUUCACUUGCAUCUGCCCAGCAUUUGAGGAAUUGAUGGCCUGUUAG